Molecule: messenger RNA, 1605 nt
Organism: Linnemannia hyalina
Lineage: Eukaryota; Fungi; Mortierellomycota; Mortierellomycetes; Mortierellales; Mortierellaceae
Source: the annotation of a GenBank genome assembly
AUGGCCCUUUACACCGAUCUCAUCAACGGAAAUAUCCCCAUCUCAUACCUCGACAGCAUCCACUUCCAACCUUCCGACCUCUUCGACACCCUUGACCUCCAAAGUCUACCCAGUCUCAUGUCGCCUGACCCUUCCCUCAAAGACCACCAUUCAGAGUCCUUUGACGACGACGAAGACAUGGAUGCCUACGACAUCUUCGCAACUCCUGGUCAUGGUCAGUUGAGGUUGAACCCUGCCCAACUCGCAUACCAACAACAGCAGCAGCAGCAUCAGCAGCAACAACACUGCCACCUUUUGCAGCUCCAGCAGCAGCAUCAGCAACAACAACAGCAACAACAACAGCAACAACUCCAUCGACAACAGUACAACAACAACAGCCACCAGGGGCAACCUAUUCCUACACUCCAACCCGCCGCGGACGCAGAUGAAUCCAAGCCAAAGUCGCCCCUCCAGAUCCUUCGUCCCAACCAUCCUAUGGUCCUCCAGCGCACCCUCUCAAUGCCCUCUCUCCACCAGUACUUCGCCGCCGAUCCUCUUCUUCAAUACCAACAACAACAGCAACAUCCGCAUCAACAACAGCUUCAACAGGCAUCUCAGCCCUUGCCAGAGUCGUUUGCAUCGCCUCACGAUCAGCAGCCGCUUUCUUCGGCCCCUGUCUUUGCCUCUUCGUCCUCAGUCUCAUCCAGCCCUUCUUAUCACGUCCCAGGAGCAUCUCGCUUUGCUCCUCUCUCCGAGGCUCUUAUUGACCCCUUUGACAACUACCUUGCCACCUUCCAGUCGCAGCGUCCUAUCCUCGCCAACACCAUCCCUGCUCUCGAUCAAGACAUGGACCUCAUGAUGCUCUCAUCCUUGAUCCUCUCCCCUACCACCGAGCAAGACGAUACCAGCCUCUACUCUGCGACUGCUUCCAACCCUAUCUUUUCUUCUCCUCUCUCAUGGGAAUCGUCGUCGACCUCCAGAGAGAACUCGCCUAGGUUGUCUCCCCGAAACAUGUCCAUCCAAGACUCUUUCCCAUCCUCUUUACCCUACACUGUCACAUCUCCCUCCUCCACAGCUCAUCAAUUCAGUUCUUCUGCAACGUCAGCCUUAACUUCAGCCUCAGCCUCCUCUACAACCUCUACUUCAACCACCACAGUGCCAACAACAACAGCUAGUCCCAAACGCCGCAAGCGUGUCCGCCCCCCUACUGUCAAGAAGCCCAAGAAGAUCCGCCCAACCUCGUUCCCCUGCGCUGAGCCCGGCUGUGGCAAGGUCUUUACCCGAGCCUACAACCUGACGUCCCACAUGAAGACCCAUUCAUCCGAGAGACCCUUCCCCUGUGGGGCUUGCCAUCUGGCUUUUGCAAGACGCCAUGAUCGUGAACGUCAUAUCCGUCUUCACACGGGCGAGAAGCCUUACUCUUGCUCGAUCUGUGGAGCUGGUUUCAUGAGGAACGAUGCAUUGCUUCGUCACCAGAAGCUUUGCAGUCUUGCCGGUUCGUCCUUUGCGCCUAUGAUGGAUCAUCGUCAGUUCUUGGGUGGUCAUGAUGGUGAUGAUGAGGAGGAUGGUGCUAUGGGUGGAGAGAAGGGUGAUAAUGAUGACGAAGUAGCAGAUUAUGGCCACUAG